AGCAGCAGCUGUGGUCGCCGGCCGUCAGUCGAAACAAAAUAUCGCCGUCGCGACGCGCGCGGCCCGUCGAUACGCCUGCGCCGACCACCUCCGCACGUUUCGAACAGUCAACCGCCAAACGUCGCGUCAACGUCACGAUAUCGCGCAGCGCGCGUCAAUAACCGUCGUCGAUCCGCGUUCAUCGGUAUUGUUUUCGUUUUUCAACGUCGACUUUUUUUCUGUACGCAGCGUCGCAUUCGGACAUCGGUACGGCCGCAGCCACGCACGCACGCACGCACCCACGCACGGCCAGAACGACGGGUAUUUCACGGUACAGUAUUUUAUUGUUUCGCAGAGCGCAAUCGCGGCCGUCGUCGGUUUCGCUGUUAACGCGGUCGUCCGGCCGGCGCGUUUUUCGCGUCGACAAUGACAAUGUCGGAAGCGCCCGGCCGGCCGCACCGUAAUCGGAUCAAACUCCCGUGAUACACGAGCGAAUCCGUCGUGCGGUUCGCCCGGAAACGAUUUGUUCGCAUAUUUUUUUUUUGUAUUCGAAUUUCGCACCCGGACCCCGCGAACACGAAUCGUUUUCGUGCGGACUCUGUACGACGUAUUCAAAUGCACGUACGGGUUCCGGACGCGGUCCGAAAUUAUUAUUGGCCAGCGGUUGAUACUUUUAGGCCCUACCGCCUCCCCCGCCACUGUCGAUUUUAUUUAUUCUGCGGAAUCGACGAAAAAUGUAUUUAUGUACGAGAUAUUAUUUGAUCAAAAUAUCCGAACGGGUAUUCGCGGUCGGUGACGUUGUCCUGCGAAUUAUCGACAUUGUCGGUUUAGCCGCCCGCCCGCCCGCCCGCGUAUCUCGCGAUAAUUUUCAUUCACUCGCAGUUUCAAGUAGGCGCCUGUCUGUAUGACAUUAUGUAGGUGAAGUGUUCGAUUUCGAAAUUGUUGGAAAAAAAACAACUAGAUAUCCGUAUGCGGUUUUGUUUUUCAUCGUCUUUUGUAAUAUUGCCGACAGGCACGUACGCCGAAAAAACAUUCGGAGGCGGGGGUUCACAAAAAACGUACAAUAAUCAAUAUUACCAACGUUAUCAAUGUUUAUAAAAACGUAUUAAAUUCGUAUAAAUAAAUUACGCGACUAUUGUAUUUCGCUGGGGGGGGGGAGGUCGGGGGUCGGUUGAACCUCCCCGCAUGCGUGCCUGGUUACCGUUGUCUAGAUUUUCGAACACACCGGAACAUUAUGCCAUCCGCCAUGACGCGACAAACUUAUUAAAAAUAAUUUACCAACACUACUGAAAUGAUCGACGCGAAGCAUUUUUUCUUUUCUGUCCGAUUUCGAAAUUGUACACAUUUAUAAAAAAAAAAAAAUACUCCGCGUAAUCACUUUUUAACGUUAGGCGAUUUUAUUUCGGCCGGACCAGAGUCCGUAGACGAGUGGUGAGAGGUUUUUAAACUCCCCCCCUGGCCCCUCCGGGGGGCCGCUUUUGCUCUUUGGGCGAAUAUUAACAUCCGUUGCCCGGUAACAAUCACGGGGCGGACAGCCUCGAGUCCGCGGCGUCAUUCUCGGGCUACGGGCGAAAUUGCGUGCCGGCGAUAUUCCGGCGCGCCGCGAAAACGCGAGCAAACGUCCGGCGGGUACUCGGCCAUUGCGACCGUUUCCGUAGGAAAUACCCAAUCACGGCGGGCACUCUCGGGUUCGAUCAAUUUCGUCGCGGAAAUGCCCGCGGUUUUUAUCGUUCGUAAAGACGAAAACGGGGGAAAAAAAAAAUUAAUGAAAUCCGACGCGGGACGCCGUACGGCCGAAACCGAGACGACCUUGAAUACGACGUAAACACGUAGACGAUUUCACGAUAAUCGCUCGUCUGAGUAAACAAAAUUCCCUAAUCUGUCUGUUUACGACGGCAAGUCCAAUAUUGAAAUAGCGCCGAUCACGGGAACCGUCGUCGUCGUCGUUCGCGUAUUAUUACGGAGCGCGGUAUUAACGUGAUUCUCGUAUUUGGGUUUCGAUAGCAACACCCGCCCGUCCGCGCCGCUUCGUUGGCCGAAAUUAAUCGUUUAAAAAUGAUUUUUUUUUUUUCUCUCUCUCUCUCUCUGUCAUUCGAAUCCUUGCGCUAUACGUUUUUGAAAAAUAUAACAACCGCCGUGUUAUCGCGAGAACGAGAAAGCGGAAAAAUGAUAAAACCCGUAGGCGCGUCAGUGUACGGCAAUAUAUUUUUAACGUGAUAUUAUUACGGCGAUUGCCACGGGCCCGUGUACGUUUCGUUUCCGAUUUACCGCGGGCCCUGCGCGUCGGACGCCAUUCCCCGUUUCCGUUUUGUACGGUGUUAACCAGAAUUCGCGGGACUUGUUGCGCUUGAAGUCCGGGGAACGGCGUUUUUAGAACGUGAAAAAUGAUAUUUUUAAAAACCCAAAACGGUAGCGGAACGGUUCAAGAGUUCUCCCACUUGAUCUCGCCGCCAACACGUUAAACACGAUUUUCCGACACUACAAAAACGUUAAACGCGAAGUGAUUUUUUUUGUUUUUUUUUCUGUCUCUUUCGCUUUUCCCGUUGUUCAUUUACUUACCGACUGCGUUCGGUUUCAAACGGAACGUCCGAUUCGGGGCGCGACGGAUAUUUUGACAGAAUAAUAUUGUCGGGCGUUUUUUUGUCGUUGCGAUUCCGCGCGCUCGUGACACCGUCGCUUAUCAGCGUACCCGGCUUUGUACCAUCGACAACGUUUGCAUUAGAUGCACGCAAGUAGUCCGUAAUUGGUUUUUAAUACUUUGAACCGCCGACCGCGAUACGCUAGUCCGCGCAUUGCACUUCGACGGGCGUGCGCGCCGCACUAUUUAUUUGUACCCAAUACCCAAUUAUAAACGGACACGGCCCCGAUGUCGAACCGCGUAUGAAUUACACGAACACCGACAGCUAUUAUUUCGGCGUCCGACGGUGUUGACCGCCGCGAACGCGCGGUUAUUGUUUGUAGUCGCCGUCGAACCGCGUUCGGUUGUCGGGAAAAGUGUCCGCGAAUUGUGUUCGCACUGCGCGAUCCGGCAUUCGAACCGAAUAACCGUCUCGCCGUCGUCCGUGAUGAAUAAACACCGUGAGAUUAUCGCCCGCCAUUUGUCGUCCCUGCACAACGUACGCGAGGGAGAAUGGUCGGGGGGCGCCCGAGGAAUAUCGAUCGUUUUUUUUUUUUUUUUUUUAAUUUUGAAAUCAAUCGAAUUUUGAAUCGGAACGAGAAAUCAGUAACUUUGUCGCAUUACUUCGCGUGUGCUCUAUUUUUCGAGUUUCGUGUCUAGAAUGUGUAAUGUAGAUUCGGAGCGUGUAGCGAGGUUUUACAAUGCUGUUUAUUAUUUUUUUUUUUUUCUUCUUCUUCUUCUUCUCCUCCUUUUACUCCGUACAUCUUUCUCCGGCGUACCAGGCACUUUUCCGAAAGGUAAUUUUACCUACUUGAUAUUAUAAGGUGGUCAUUUUCCGAUUUUCCAAGCGGUUUUCAUAACGAUUAGGAAAAACAAAGGAAAAACCGGACAAUUUACGAAAAUAAUUUUUUGUAUUAUUAUUUUCAAUUUUGUUUUUUUCGCUGCAAUUCAAUUUAAAAUAUUAUAAAUACGGAAAACGUAUAUUCGCCUUUUCUAGACGUGGUCAAAUUUUCAAAACAUUUUCAUCAAUUUUGAGCUAUUUGUACAUUUUAAUUUCGCGAGUUUUUACGUAAUUUUCAUUCGGUUUGUACUCUGUGGAUAAAGUUGUUAGACCGAACCGAAAUUCAUGCAUAUUUAACAAGAGGUUCGUUCUUCGUUCUCCGUGGUUAAAAAAAUUAAAAUUUUGACGAAAAUCGUAAAUAUUACGGCCUUUCAAAACAUGUACAACCGAACAUCGCUCCGAAUCGUUUUUCGUUAGCAAUGGUUUAUCGUAUGCAUUGAGUUCUCCUCUAUAUCCUCUAUACCUUCUCAAACUUCUCACCCACAAUCGCGGCCCACCCGUCGCGAUAAGCACGCCAGUCUUUUUUUUUUUAUUGUAUAAUAUUGUUGUUUACUGUUUGGACAUGUAGGUUUCUCCCCUGUCCCGCGAUUCGUGAUUCGCGACACGCCGAUAUUAUAUAACAAAAACAAAAAUGAAAAUUGCUCGAUUCUACCGAGCAGUAUCACCAUUGCCGUAUAGAGUGUAUUUUUAUGGACAAAAUGCCAUUGGCAUUUUGGGUGCUUUAAGUGCCCGUCCCAGGUAGGUAUGUACGCCACACUGGUGGCACCAGAGCUCAACAUUAGAGUGUGUCCCCGUACUCAAAAGUAUUUAGUAGUAGGCUUAGGUGGUGCCAAAUGACCGGCGGGUAAUAUUUCGUAUAAUUUUUAUUUUCGUAGUAAAAAGUAAACAUAAUUUAAAAAAAAAAAAAAGUUGUACCGCGUAUACGUGAAUCAAAAAAAAAUUCAAAACUCGUCUGCAAAUGUGUGUUCCGGUAGUCUCCGUCCUCUCUCGAAUAAUCCCAUUUCAAUCCGAGAACAUCCAGCUGAAAUAUUAAGUAGUAUCUCAUAUCGUGAUCACGCGGUAUGUCGUCCACUGUUAGCCCGAUACCACAAAGCCCGCUGGGGCAUUUGUUUUGAGGGGCGCCGUAGAUAAAACAAAUUCGGAGGCCGUCGGAAAAUCGGCGCGAUAUUGGGUCGGCCAUCGGAACAAAGGUGUCAUCGGUCGAUUGCAUUAAUGUUAUUAUAAAAAUACCUGUUUAUAAAAACGAUUUUCAGUUUUCCCUGUUUUGUGUUGUAUGCAAUUCAUUCGUUCGCGCAGUCAUUAAUGACAAACGGUUACAUUUUAUUAUUCUGCUGCAGUCUGUAACGGUCGACUAAAGUCCAAACAAACUAUGUCCUUGCGCAAAGGUCAAUCAGUAAUUCGGUAACGAUAUGUUAUAACUAAUCUCGGGGCCUGGCGGGCUCCCGCGAGUCACUGGCCUCCAUGGCCGGGCCCGCGCCGGGUAUAUCUAUUAAAGAAAUGUCAUCACUUUCCGUGUACGCCUAAUCGAAUGUGUUUUCAAUUAGAUUUCAGUAGGACAACAGAAGGAAAACACAAACUGCCAUAAUGUUCGGCUCGAUCUACAAGCUGUCGACGAAAUUGAGCAAUCGUUGCGUGACGAAAACCCUGUCCAGGAGUAUAACCCAGCAACGGGCCAGCAUGGAAGAGUAUUUCAAAGGCAAGCGUUUUAUUGUGACCGGAGCUAGCGCUGGUGAGUACAACACCUACGAAUAAAUCGAAUUAUUUCACCAAUUAGGUAUCUUUUAUUGAAAAUUCACUAUUAUUAUUUCUAUGUUGCGGCGUGCCGCGUUUAUACAAAAUAUUUACCGAAAUCUCCGGUUUCGAUUAUUAUAUAUUGUUACGUUUGGUGAUGAAAACUGCGAGUAUUAUUCAAAUAAAAUUUUCUAUUAUUUUUAUUUAACUAUUUUCCUUAUUUUCUAGUUAUUUUCGUGAUUUCGUGUGCAGAACGUGUUUGUCUUUUGUCAUUUUCUUUUCUUUUUUUUCAGAAAUUCGUGACGACCCAACAAAUGCGCACUACUUAUACAUACCUACGUGAUUAGAUUAUACAAUGGUACCUACGUACAAACAAACGGGGGAUAUUUUUUUUUUUUUAAAUUCUCAACGUAUAUUCUCUAGACGAGUUGUAUACAUUGGUCUGAUCGUGUACGACUACAUAGAAAAUAAAAUCGAAUAAUCGAGUAUAUUUACUAUUAAUUUUUUUACGGUGCGGGGCAGAAUCGUAGCCCGAAAAUUCCAAAGGGGGUGUUAUUUCACUAUAAUUAUCACCAUUAUUUAACACUUUCGGGAGGACGUGAUUGCCGCUAUCUUACAAACGUACGGCACAGUAAAUUUUCAUUUAGCAGGGACAACUGCAGUUAGUUUUAAUAUCAGCGUGGAUUGACCCACUAUCAAACUUGAAAAUUAUUAACAUUAUCUGGGCUACGUUGACGCUAUUUUUUCGAUAUUUUAAUUGUAAAGCGAGAUAUAAGCAUUAUUAAAUUGUGAUAUUCUACAUAAUCAUAUAUCUCGUUUGGAAAUUAAAAUAUCGAAAAAAUAGCGCAAAACUUAUCCCGGAUAAUGUUUUAGUUUUUAACCUUGAUAACGGGUCUGAUAUUAAAACCAAUAGUAUUUUUUCCCGAUGAACGCAAAUUUGGUAUGUCUUACGUGUUUAGAUUCUGAUCAGAAUUUAUUUGAAUUCAUUGGUUUUACAAUGAUGAUUAUUUUUUUCUGUGUUCAAAUUUUAUAUCAGAAAUUCUGCUUUGAUUUUCUAACGUAGUUUUUUUUUUCUGAAGGGAAAAUUAACUGAGAUGGUACUCUUUUAAGAAAUCAUUUUUUUUUUUUAUUUUUCCAGGGGUUUUCAUAAUAAAUGGGACGAAACGUAUUAUUUUCAAAUCGUAAACAUUACGACCUUUCAAAAUAUGUGCAACCGAACUCCCUUCAGAAUCGUUUUUCGUUAGCAGUAGUUGCAUAAAGAUACACAUUAAAUUACCCCUCUGCCUUCCCAACUUCUCACCUACACCAAUGACCCACUCAUUGUACGAAAUAUGUAAUUUUUAUUUUUUUUUUUAAAACUGAGACAACACGUCAUACGGGUAUCACGCCCUCUUAAAAAAUCCACCGAUAUAGAUAACAAUAUUUGUAUUUUUCUCGACGGAAAAUGGUAAUCGUUGGUAAUUAUACCAAUAGUUGCAGUUAACUAAUAACUAUAAUACAUCAAUUCCAUAGUUCGUGACAUCAAUAUAAUAUAAUCUAUAAUCUUUGACGUCUUAUUAUAAUUUUUAUAAAAUACAAACAUCGUAAUGAAAUUUACAGUUAUAACCCACCUACAACUUUCCCUCUCCCUCGCUACACUAUUGGUGCCGAGUGUAUUUUGCGAGACACAAACUUUGUUUGUCAUUCUAAUCCGUUUUACCGCGCGUCGAUCGUUUUAAUUAUUUUAAUUCGUCGUAAUAAUUGUACAUUUAUACGUAAAUAAGAUAAUCAGAAAUAACGUUAUUUGUUUGUUCUCGGAAUAUUUAUUACGACGUCGUUGUACGGAUAAUAAAACAUCACUUCAACAAUCGAGUGUCUCAUCGUUAGAAUACUAAAAAUUUGUUGUUACAAACCGUUGGUGUACCGAAACAUUUUGCACCGGUUUACUAACACUUGAUACCGACUAUUUUACACCAGUAUAGAUAUUCGACGAUGGAAAUCGGCGCGUGCAUCCCCACCAUUGUCCAAAAUUAACAAUGAUUAUACUGUCAAUUGAAUAUUAAUCAAUUAUUUAAAUUAUUAGUUUAUAUACAUAAACAAUUUCCAACUAAUAAGUAUUUAAUAAAAAUUAAUUUGAAUUAGGUAUUAAUUGUUAUCAAUUAAAUUAUUAUUAUUAUUAUCAUUUAUUUGUUCGUUUAUUAUUUCGAGAGUGAAAUCAUAGGGGAUGAAACCGGUGUAAAUGGUUUGCACCAUGGGCAUGUGAUGGUGCAGAAAAAUUAAACCGAUGUUAAAAUCAUAACAUCGGUUACUUCAAAAAAAUGUCUCAUAUUCACACUAGUUUGGUUUUUAAGGGGAAAUUUAUACCGGUUUGUACCAUCGUAUCGUUAAUAAGUGAAUCAAUCAUGUUACUGGAAUACAAAAUGAUGAAAUACUUUCCCAGCAUAAAUGUUGACUAUGACUAUGUCUAUGACUGGGUGCGGAAUCCAUUCAGUGUAUCAGUUAACGAGAUGAUUGGUUCGACAUUCGCCGAAGAAGACAAUCUUAUCUCACUGAAAAAUGAUCGAACAUUGAAGUUAGAAUUUAAAGAAAUGACCGUUAACAAAUUUUGGAUAUAUGCUCAAGCAGAAUUUCCUGAAUUAUCUAUAGAAGCAAUAAUAAUUCUACUACCAUUCUCCACGUCGUAUUUAUGCGAACAAGGAUUAUCGACAGUCACAACAAUAAAAAGUAAAAAAAGAGAACGACUUCGACCCGUAGAAGAUCCGAGAAUGAGCUUGUCCACAGUUCGUCCUCGAAUAAAACAUUUGUGCACUACACGUCAAGCACAAAGUCUCAUUAAUCGGUGUACUUUCAUUUCACAAUAAUUAACCCUCAAAUAGAGUAGAUUGUAAAUAGCGUACCUAUACAUGUGUGUAUAUAUUUUAUAUAAAAUAUACUUCACGUAUUAUAUGGAUUGGUGUGUCGCGAAAAUUUUGUAGAUGACGUGUGCCGCGUUGUUAAAAAGGUUAAAAAUCACUGGUCUAAUGUAUGCGUACGCCUAAUUAAACCGGCGACUAUUUUCAUUAAUAUAACAUAAUUAUGAGAAUGAUUAAAGAGAUUUUUCUAAAUAACACGUUGAAGACACUGUGCCUAGUGAGACAUAUUUUAAUCCGAGUAUACGGCUCAAUAAUUUGAGUCCCACGCGCUGCUAGUGGUUCUAUUCAACUCGAUCGAGUUCAACGCAAAUUCUAAUUGAGGUGCCUAGAACACAAGGGGUAUAAGUUACAUUUUUAAAAACCCGAGUUAAGAGAACAGUUGAACUAAAAAUAUUACAUUUUAUUGGGUAGUGAAGAAAUAUAAGAAAAUUAUUCAAAUGAAAACGUCAUAAUACUAUAGAAGUAAAUAGGUACAAGGGUUCACAAAAGCUUUAAACACACACUUGUAUCUUUACUGCCAAGUGUUAAAACUUUUUUAUCAUUCGAACACAAGAACAGUGAUAAUAUGACAACAUACUAUAAUUGUAUUAAAUACAAAUAACUUUUUCUCGAAAUCAAUAAAAUAACACUUACACCCCUUGUGUUCUACCAUUCUAGGCGCUUCGAUUGAGAUAUUCUAGUUAUAUUUUUGGUAUUCAAUGUCUCCUCUCAUGACUACACUCCCGUCUCAAAGUUUCUCGGCCUAGAAUCUUUAGCUAACCGUAGACGGAUGUUCCUUAUGUUAGACAAGACUUUUAAGACGGUCUGUUAUGCAAUUAUACAAUAGACUCUCCUGCUGAAGAAUUACACAUACACAAUAAAACUAAAACGAAGAAAAAUAAUUUUAAUAAUAUUUUAAAUGUAAAAACCGAUUUUAAAAAUAAUCUUAUGCCAAUAAAUUUUGGACGAUAAUGAAUAAUAACCAAAUUAUUUUAUAUUCCAUAACAUAUUUUAGCCUAAUAAUAACUCAUUUUAAAUAAUCUCUCCAAUUAAAAUAAAUUAUUUCUAUGCUAAACGACCAAUUUGUAUAAUUUAUUCUCUAUGUAUUAAUCAUUUGUUUUUUUUACUUUAUUGUUUCAUAACAAUAUUCGUAUACCGCUCGUGAAAUUUGGGAGUAUUGAGCGAAGACCAAUAAAUACGCAUUCUCCGAAAAUUAUUAAUUCAACGUCGAUCCAUAAAACAUCUAAUCAGUAUUUUUUAUUGAACAUAAUUACACGAAGCUAAAUCGAACUCGUUUACUAGAACGACUACGCGAGUUAUAAACGAAAUAAAAUGACGCACGAGCACCUACCUACUGUGUUUCAACAGAAAUGAUUAAAAAAAAAAAAAAACGAAAUAAAAAUCUACUUAUAACGGGGUAGAUGAGGGAGGGGUCCAUUAACAAUCGCUUUGCUACAAAAUUAAAGUCAAACCGAACGCUGUUGAUUUCUAGACGGCGGACUCUCCCCUCCUCCGGAUUCCAUUAAUAACUGCAGCUGCAGGAAUUGUGACUAUUUGUUUUUUCUUGCAUCAAUCGCUAGUUAAAACUCGACGCGACGUUUUAGAUAAUAUAAAACCAAAAAAGAAAAUCGGACCUUUAAAUAAAUAAAAUAUAUCUGUACUACUAUAGGUAAUGACUGCAUAAAAUGUUCAUAAUUUUCUUAGAUUUACCUAUUAAUCAAACCGCAGAUAAUUAAACAAUUUAGUGUACUUACCUACUCGAACUAUUGCUAUAAUCAGUGGCAUUUAGUUGUUUAGUUUAUUUCAAGUAAUAGCAUUUUUUUUUUUUUUUACUUUUUUAGAAUUUCCGACAAUACACGUUCGUACACUCCUCCACAUAGCGUCGGCCUGCAGUUGGCCCAUAAUUUGAUUAAUAUACAAUGUUUUGCCACGGGCAUUAGAAGUUCUAGUUACGCCACUGGCUAUAAUACAUGAUAUGAUAGAUGUAAAAACCGAAAUCAAUAUUAUAGUUGUUAUAAUGUCUACAAUUUACGAUAAUACUUACGGUAUUUAACUUCUCCAUUAUAUUAUUAUUUUAUUAUUCUUCAUCUCCUUCGCCUUCGUCCCAACUGUGUUUAGAACUAUUCGAAAUCAAUGACGGAUCCAGUUUCAAAGUACACAAUCACUAAAUUUUCAAAAAAAAAAAAAAACGAAUAACAUAAUCAAAAAACGGUUUUUUUGUUUUGUACUGGUUUUUAGAUUCUGAACGAAGCUAGGAAUAUUUGGUUUACUAUGAUGUUUAUUAUUUCUUUGUUUUCAUUUGUAAACGAUUUUUCCAUCAGAAAUAUUGCUCCGAUUUGAAAGUGUAGUACCCUUUUUGAAAGGUAGUUUUAUCCGGGUGAUAUUUUAAGGAGGUCAUUUUUUGCUUUCUUUAACGAUUUUCAUAAUAAUUGAGAAAAAUCGGAAUGAAAGGGAAAAUGUACGUGCUAUAUUAUUUUAAAUUUCGUAUUGUGUUGCGAUUCAAUUAAAAAUAUUAGUAGAGAGUUAAAAGAAAAAUUAUAUUUGCCUUUUUUAGAAGUAAAAUGUUUAAAACAUUUUACGUUUUGAAACAUACUUGUCAAAGGAGAUUGCACGUUUCUAAACUAAAUGCAAUUUUCAAACUUUAAAAACAUUUAAAAUACAUUGGAGUUUGAUCAUUCAGCUCGAAAAUAGUGAGUUAGGUGUAUUCGAAUUUAGCGCUGUAAAUUGCAUAUGAAAUGACAUUUACCUCGUUUAUCAUGAAAAUUGAAGAUUGCAUACAUUAAAACUAGACCCCUCAAGUAUUUUAUCGAUAGUAUAUUAUUAUCUAUACCAUCGAUUAUGAGAUUCAAUCAAUGCUUAUAAUUUUGAUUUCUUUUCUAUAAUAAGUAAUUAAAUUAUCAAAGUCGGGUAAAUGUUUUUUUCCAUCUAGGUUCCUACCUACAAUGUAAAUAUAUAUAUAUAUUAUUCGAAUAAUUUGUCUAUAAUAUUAUAAUUAUUUUAAAAAAUAUUUUUAACAUGUAUUUAUUUGUGCACGAUUUACAUGUUUUUUUUUGUCAAUGUAGCUAUUAUGUUUUUAACAUCCAAUAUGGCUGUACAGCUAACAGAUGUAUUGCUAUAUCGGAUAUAAACAUUCGAUUUAAACACAAUAUGGCGAUAGUACGUGUAUACGGCGUGUUUUAAAACGCAAUUCUGUUUGCAGUAAUACUUUUAAUUGAAUACACGUGUACCUAUAAGUGUUUUGAAAUAUUUAUUAUAAAUGGGUAAUAAUUAAAAGUUGUUUAAUUAAUUUGUUUAAUACUCGUGGUACAAAUGGCCCGGAAAUUUAUCUGAUGAAUCCUCAGUUUGACUAAUACUAGCUGUAUUUAUUCUGAUUUCUGUUAACGUUGUGUUACGCAGGCAUGGGAAAAGUGAUCGCCGGACGACUGAUAGCGUUGGACGCCCACGUGUUCGCUGUGGGCAGAGACGUGGAACGUUUACCUGACGCGGACAACCUGAAGUUAACCAAGGCGUCGGUGGACGUGGGCGAAUGGGAAACGGCGUACAACGAGGUACUGGCCAUGGGGCCCGUCCACGGACUGGUCAACAACGCCGGCGUGGCGCACAUCGAAUCUUUUCUGGAGACGACGAAAAAAGGAUGGGAUGAGUACGUUUCCCUCCCCCCCCCCGAGACGGUUGAUAAAUAUAAUGCCAUAGCAAUCGCGAUUUUUAUUUUUAUUAUUAAAUUUUCCCUUAUUAUUAUAAAAGUACUUGCAAGGAAUUUUCAAAAAAAAAAAAAAAAAAAUUUACUUCCUCAAUGUUCCAACCAAACAAAAAGAUCCAACAUUUUCUGAUAAAGAUCAUUGAAAUAAAAUCGUUUGUUGAGGUUGACAUGAUGCAUAAACACACUCUUCCACUUAUUUUGAAUAUAAAUAAAAUCAACGUGUGAUUAUUGGAAAACCAAUAAUUUAUAAAUCAAAUAUUAUAGUAUUUCUUAUUCUAAAAAAAAAAAAAAUGCUUUAUUAUCCAAAAAAUAAUGUUUAAAGUAAUCAAAGUGGGUCUAUAGAACUUCUCUCCAUUCCCCCCUCCCCCGUCUCAGAAUAAAAGAAUUGCUCACAUCCAAUGUGUAUCAUAUCAAAAAUAUUAUUUUGGUUACCACAAACAUACAAUAUAAAUAUCAUGAUUUUUCAUAAUUAUCUUGUAAACAAGUCAUAAUAAUAUGUUACCUGUAAACUGAAGGAAUAAUAUUCCUUACAUUUCCAUAUUAUAUUAUAAUUUUUUUUUUUUUUUCAGUACACUUAACAUUAAUGCCAGAGGAAUGGUGAGGAUAAGUCAAGCUGUUGCCAAAAAUAUGAUAGAUGCAAAAAUCAGAGGAUCAAUUGUUAAUAUAUCGUCAACUAUAUCUGAGGUUAUUAUUACCUACUUAAAACUCUGCUAUAAUAUAUCUACUCUACCUAUUAUAGUACUAUACUUUUUUUUUUUUCAUUGUAUACUCUAUUUUAUGGAUGGGCAAAUUAUAAAAAAAAAUGUAAACUCUAAACAAAAUUACUUUAUACCUAAUUCUAUUUUCUAAUCAAAAAGUACAACUUUUUGACGCCCUGUCUAAUUAUAAGUUAUACACUCAGUCACUCACACUAAAAGUAUUUUUUUAUUAUUGAAUUUUUAAAAAUAAUUAUUAUUUUAGAAAGCAAUACCAGAUCAUGUGGCUUAUUGUGCGUCCAAAGGAGCUGUAAAUCAAAUAACAAGAACAAUGGCAAUAGAAUUGGGAACUUACGGCAUCAGAACAAACAAUGUCAAUCCAACUGUUGUUCUUACCAAGAUGGGUAAAAAAGCAUGGUCGGACCCAAAGAAAUCCGAACCAAUUUUGAACAGAAUUCCGUUGGGAAGAUUUGCAGGUUUGUAAAAAAAAAAUUAUGGUUAUAGUAUUAUAGUAUGUGAUCUUGUAAUAUUUUCAUGGUAAUUUUUUUUUUUCUAGAACCUAGCGAUAUUGCUGAUGCAGUAAUAUUUCUGUUAAGCGAUUAUUCACAAAUGGUUAAUGGCCUGAAUCUUUAUGUAGAUGGAGGUUUUAUGUCUGGAUAAUUAUAGGUAUUUUGUUACUUUUUUUUAAUUUCAAUAGGCGAACAAAUUAAUAUGAUUCAAUAUCUAGUUUUACGCCUAUAGAUCUUAAAAACAUUCAAACAUACUCAUUGCAAUCCAUUAAAAAAAAAAAAAUGUUGAUUAUUAUUUUACUGUUGUGUGAUCAUUGUUAUUAAUACUAUACAAUAAAACUUAAUACCCAACUAUUUUUGAUUUUUGUUUAUUUUAAAAAGAUAUGUACAACUGUUGUGAGGUCAACAAUGAUGUUUGGGUCUGAG
Molecule: messenger RNA, 13368 nt
Organism: Cinara cedri
Lineage: Eukaryota; Metazoa; Arthropoda; Insecta; Hemiptera; Aphididae
Source: the annotation of a GenBank genome assembly